This is a messenger RNA of Cydia strobilella, 639 nucleotides long. RefSeq lists its product as uncharacterized. The record is from RefSeq and is a predicted model, not a curated record. NCBI's taxonomy places the organism in Eukaryota, Metazoa, Arthropoda, Insecta, Lepidoptera, Tortricidae. The transcript has 4 exons. Bases 1 to 639 code for a protein of 212 amino acids.
AUGGCGCAAACUCCACCUACUAACAUUCAAAACCCACGAACGAAGCAUCGGAAACCGUAUGAAGAAAUCGGAGCCAUAUUUAACGGAAACGAAGUAAAAAUCCGAGUUCCUAAGAGCACGUCGAAGUCUCCGAAGCUGACGUCGUCUCAGCUCAAGCUGCAGCAGCUAUGCACGUGUGACGACGACGAGUCCGUGUGCUCGGAGACCUGCGGCGCCGGGGCCGCGGGCGACGAGAACCAGCUGUUCUUCCAGAUACCGGACGACAUUUGUGAGGCCACGUCGAACCGGAACCCCAACAACUCCGAGCUCACGUACAGCAAGCAGGAGCGGCACAAGUCCCUGUGCGACACCUGCAACGUCACCCCCGCGGACGCGCCCAAGGGCGUCAAGGCCCAUAAGGUGCUGCACCCCAACAAGGAUGUGUUCGUGUUGAAAAUCGGCAAGCAGACCGAUGAGCCCAAUCGAACUGGUAAUAUCGAGGUGGAACUGGUGACGCCGCGCGCGCCUGCUCGGCCCAAGCCCCCCACGCACGCAUGCAAGGACAUCCAGUGCGAGGGGCCCGAGGUCAGCUGCUGCAUGCCCUGCAAGCAGUGCCGCCCGUGCCGGAAGCGGAGGCGACUCCCGCCCUGUUGCAUGUAA